AUGGCGCCGGUCACCACCAUGCGCCAGACGCCGCCGUGCUCACCUCCCUGCCCUGCAGUGCUCCCGCCUCUGCCCGGCCGCGCCCGCCUCUGCUCGGCCGCGCGCCCGCCGCCGCUCUGCCAGCCGCAUCGCUACCGCCCUGCUUCGCUCGCGCCUGCCGCUGCUCUGCCCGCCGCAUCGCUGCCGCCCUGCUCCGCACGUGCCCGCCACCCUGCUCUACCCGUGCCCGCCACCCUGCUCUGCCCGCCGCCGCCGCACUCCGAGAAGGGAGAUGGAGAGAGGAGGCUGCGCUCCGUGGCCACCGAGGACGGAGAAGGAGAUAGGAAGAUGCGGUGUCUCGAGCGAGGGAGCGGCUGCCCGGCCUCCUGUGUGUUGGCGCCGGGGGAGGAUCUGGCGGGAGAGAUGGGGAUCGAAGGUGGAGAAGGGAGCGAAGGGAGUGGGCUAAUUGCGUUUUUUCUUUUUGGUUCAGGGGUUUCUGUGUAA
Aegilops tauschii subsp. strangulata is the source of this 483-nucleotide messenger RNA. NCBI's taxonomy places the organism in Eukaryota, Viridiplantae, Streptophyta, Magnoliopsida, Poales, Poaceae. The record is from RefSeq and is a predicted model, not a curated record.